Messenger RNA from Coturnix japonica (Japanese quail), 2505 nucleotides. It is a transcript of the gene DDX31, whose product is annotated as DEAD-box helicase 31. Lineage: Eukaryota; Metazoa; Chordata; Aves; Galliformes; Phasianidae. The record is from RefSeq and is a predicted model, not a curated record. Gene Ontology annotation, molecular function: nucleic acid binding; ATP binding.
CACGGCCGCCCCGUCCGCACCGCGCAUGAGCCGCCUCAGCGGCCUAAGGCCCCGCUCCGUAGGGUUGUCCCGGCGCUGCCUGAGCGCGAUGGAGGAGGACGGGGAGAUGCUGCUGCUCAACAUCGGCUCGGCUCCCAGCAGGCAGCCCAGUGCUCUGAAAAGAAAGCUCCAGUCGUCACCACAUGGAAACCCACCUCUGAAACGUAAACCUAAGCCAUCAGUCAACAACUUCAAGAAGCGUGUUGCAGAGACUGGCACCAGGGAAAAGGGAAGCUCAUCAAAAAGAUCUCUUCCUAAGAAGCAACUGACUGCCAACCAAAAUGAAAGCCAGAAAAGCAAACUUUUCAUUAAGACAUCCAGCCUGUUUAGAAACAACCCCGAUAUCCCAGAAAUCCACAGAAAAGCAGUGCAGCAGGUGCAAGAAAAUGUUUUCACCACAGACUCUUUUGGCCAGUUGGACCUUCAUCCACACCUGAUAGCCACAAUAACUACUGUUCUGAAGAUAUGUAAUAUGACCAGUGUUCAGAAGCAAACAAUUCCUGUGCUCCUGCAAGGCAAAGAUGCUUUGGUGAGAUCUCAGACUGGUUCAGGUAAAACUCUUGCCUACGGAAUUCCACUUGUACAGUCUUUGCAAGGAAUGGAAUCCAAGAUACAGCGAAGUGAUGGGCCUUAUGCGCUGGUGUUAGUCCCAACAAGGGAGCUUGCACUCCAGACUUUUGAUACGAUACAGAAGCUACUCAAGCCAUUUACCUGGAUUGUGCCUGGAGUGCUUAUGGGGGGAGAAAAGAGAAAAUCAGAAAAAGCCAGAUUACGGAAGGGGAUAAAUAUCCUUAUUUCAACUCCUGGUCGCCUGGUUGAUCACAUCAAGUCCACUAAAUGUAUUCAUUUCCGUCGCAUUCAGUGGCUGAUCAUUGAUGAAGCAGACAGGAUCCUGGACCUGGGCUUUGAGAAGGAUGUAACUGUGAUACUUAAUGCUUUAAAUGCUGAGGGGGAGACGCGUCAGAACGUCCUGCUCUCAGCCACACUCACUGAAGGAGUAACACGGUUGGCUGAUAUCAGUUUGAAUGAUCCCAUCAGAAUUUCCAUAGCAGAUGAAAUCCGAAAGAGUCUCAAACCAGUGUUACAAACAGAAAAAGAAGCUAAUAGUUCCUCAAACUCUAUGGACCAGGAAAACUUUGCUGUUCCAGAGAAGCUUAAGCAGUAUUUCGUGAUGGUUCCCAGCAAAUUGAGGCUUGUCACAUUAGCAGCUUUUAUCCUAGAGAAAUGCAAGUAUGAAAAGCAACAUAAGAUGAUCAUCUUUUUCUCCAGUUGUGAACAAGUGGAAUUCCACUACGAGCUCCUUGUUAAUGUCCUUUCAGGAGAGCUGGACUCUGAACAACCGAAACGUUCAUCUGUCUCCUCUGUGCAAUUACAGUUUCUACGACUGCAUGGCAACAUGGGACAGGAAGAAAGAACAGAGGUCUUCCAGGAGUUCCUAAAAUCCAAUACCGGCAUCUUACUUUGCACUGACGUCGCGGCUCGUGGACUGGACCUGCCUCAAGUCACGUGGAUUGUGCAGUAUAACGCUCCAGCUUCACCUGCGGAAUACAUCCACCGGAUCGGGAGGACGGCUCGGAUUGGCUGUCACGGGAACAGCCUGCUUGUCCUGGUGCCUUCGGAGGCAGAAUAUGUCAGCUUGCUGGCUUCUCACAAGAUUAAUGUCUCAGAGAUAAAGAUGGAGAAGGUAUUAUCCAGUCUGAUGAAAGAUGAUCGCUUCAGGCUGCACAGACCAGGAAGCAAGAAAUCCAAUGGUGUGGACCCUCAGGAAGUCCGGGAGCGGGCCACGGUCCUACAGACAAGAUUUGAGAAUUAUGUUCACUCCAGUGAGGGGACCAUCCGGGGGGCAAAAAAAGCACUGCAGUCUUUUGUUUGUGCCUACGCUGCCUAUCCCAGAAGCCUCAAGCACAUCUUCCACAUCAAAUCUAUCCACCUGGGUCACGUGGCCAAGAGCUUUGGCCUGAGAGAUGCUCCCCAGAACCUGACUACUCUUCCGACUGCUAACUUGAAGAAGAAAACCAAACCAGGAGCAAAAAGGUCUGACCUUCUCAAGAAGACCCAUGGCAAACAUCGCCUGGCUGAGAUCUUGCGAUCUGAAUAUUCCAGUGGGUUGGACUCUGGUGUAUCCAAGGUCAAGAAGAAGAAGAAAAAACAGAGAAAAACAGGCAACCAGCAGAUCCCAGUAUGAGCCGGGACCUCCCAGUCAUUUGCUGCACGACCUGCUGGAAUACAUCAGCCAGAGGUCAGGGUGACCUGCCAGACUGACUGACCAGUGGUUCAGUUUGUCAGGCAAAUAUGGGGAGGGGUCUUGAAGUUGCUGACCUCCUCCCUCUUAUCCCAUAGUUCCAAAUGGAAUUGAAUCUGGAUGCGUCCUGUUUCACAGCUGCAAUUAUAUGUGGCUUCCUGAGGAUGCAGCUUGUUUCUAAGGUGAUAUUUUUGUGAGAAAAAUAAAAGAGUUUAAUUAUGGUU